AUGCAUAGGCAACGUUAUUCAUCAGCUGUCAUCAAGAAUUUUCUUGCUCGCCAAACAGCGACGAAAAAUUUAUUGGCAACUAACGAUGCGGUGACGAAAAACAAAGCUUAUUGCGAUGUAUUCAUCAACCAUAGAGGCAUUGACACCAAAAGAACUCUAGCGACAUUACUCUACGACCACCUUUCACGACAGAAGUUGAAACCAUUUUUGGACAACAAGAAUAUGAAACCGGGGGAUAAACUUUUCGACCACAUUGAUAAUGCGAUAAGGAACUGUAAAGUUGGCAUCGCUGUUUUCUCGCCGAAUUAUUGCAAGUCUUACUUUUGCCUGCAUGAAUUGGCUCUCUUCGCGGAGUCUAAGAAGAAAGUGAUCCCAAUCUUUUGCGACGUUAAACCUUCGCAACUAAGUGUCACUGAUAAUGGGAAUGUUCCGAAAAAGGAUUUACUACGGUUCGAGUCGGCUCUCGAGGAGGCUAAGUGUACGGUUGGGCUCACUUUUGACUCUUUGGAAGGGAAUUGGUUGGAUGUGGUGAAUAGUGCUUCAGAAAUUGUGAUGGAAAGCUUGAUUGAGAUGAAAAGCAAUGCAUUGCAGAAGAAAGGCAUGUUGGAUCAAAUUAUGGACUCGAAUCUGAUCGGGAAAGUGAAUCCGGCUUCUCUUAAGAAUUACGGAGAGACGGCUGAGAAGUGCCUUGCCGAGUACGGCAUUGAUAGGCCAUCGAUGGGAGAUGUUUUAUGGAACCUUGAAUAUGCUCUUUAA
Molecule: messenger RNA, 756 nt
Organism: Gossypium raimondii (Peruvian cotton)
Lineage: Eukaryota; Viridiplantae; Streptophyta; Magnoliopsida; Malvales; Malvaceae
Product: TIR-only protein
Exons: 3
Coding region: 1-756 (251 amino acids)
Biological process (GO): signal transduction
Source: RefSeq, a predicted model, not a curated record